AUGACUUCAAAGCCGGAUAGCCUUCCUGACAAGGAGAUUGAGGAACAGCGCACUGUUCAGGAUGAGAUUUACAUCGAUCCAGUUGCUGAGAAGGCGCUUUUGCGAAAGCUUGACAUGUGGAUUGUUCCACCUGUGAUGCUGCUCUACCUUCUCAGUUUUCUGGAUCGUGUGAAUAUUGGUAAUGCGCGACUCUAUGGUAUGGAAGAGGAUCUAGGCUUGGUGGGCGAUCAGUAUCAACUCGCAGUUUCAGUUCUGUUCGUUACGUACAUCGCUUCUGAGCUUCCUUCAAACCUCGUCAUCAAGAAAUUCAGACCCUCGCGAUGGAUCGCGUUCAUCACCACGGCCUGGGGUAUCGUCGCCACACUUACCGGUAUCGUGCAAGAUUUCAAGGGCUUGGUCGCAUGCCGUGUUAUUCUUGGUGCUCUUGAAGGCGGUCUCUUUCCCGGUCUUACGAUUUAUCUUACCAUGUUUUACACCAAGCGCGAAUACGCCCUUCGAAUCGGUUAUCUCUUUGUCAGUGCCGCCAUUGCAGGUUCUCUCGGCGGCCUUCUCGCUUACGGUAUCGGUCACAUGGAUGGCGUAGCUGGGCUCAAGGGUUGGCGAUGGAUUAUUAUCAUCGAGGGAAUUCCAACUUUUGUCCUUGGAAUUGCUGUUUGGUUCUGGCUUGCAGACGAUCCCGAUUCAGCUCAUUACCUUACCAUCAACGAACGCGAACUCAUCGAUGCACGAAUGCGCCGACAAAUCGGUCAUACCAAAUCUUCGGAUCAGAUGCACAAGGCCGAUGUCUACGCUGGUCUCAAGGAUUGGAAGAUCUGGCUUUUCUGCAUUGGUCAGUUUGGAGGAGAUACUAUUCUUUAUGGAUACAGCACCUUUUUGCCAACGAUUAUCCGAGGGUUGGGUGAUUGGAACACAGCUCAGGUCCAGGCUCUUACGAUCCCUUGCUACGCUAUGGGUGCGAUCACCUACCUUGUCGUAGCAUGGUUCUCUGAUCGAACUCAGCGACGAGCCGUUUUCACAGUCAUCCUCGGCCUUGUCUGCGCCAUUGGAUACGCUCUUCUUGUCAGCCCAGCUCCAUCUGGUGUUCGAUAUUUCGGCUGCUUCCUCGCCGCAAUGGGACUAUACGUCAUCGUUGGUUUACCUCUUGCUUGGCUUCCCAGUAACAACCCACGCUAUGGAAAGCGUACUGUCGCCACUGGUCUGCAGCUAACCAUUGGUAACUCUGCUGGAAUCCCAGCUCCCUUUCUAUACAAAACUCACGAGGGUCCCCGAUUCGUCAAAGGUCACGCCGUUUCUAUGGCCUUGGUCGCCAUGUCGUCUCUGAUCUAUAUGGCCUUCUGGGCUUGGUUCCGUCGUCAGAAUAAGAGAAAGGUCGAAGGCAAAGAGGAUCACAGAACUCAGGGACUGACUGAGGAGGAAGCUGAGGAGCUUGGGGAGCAUAAUCCAAGAUUCCACUACACUUACUGA
Fusarium fujikuroi IMI 58289 is the source of this 1464-nucleotide messenger RNA. RefSeq names its product related to allantoate permease. The transcript is spliced from 3 exons. Gene Ontology annotation, biological process: transmembrane transport. Gene Ontology annotation, molecular function: transmembrane transporter activity. Gene Ontology annotation, cellular component: membrane. The record is from RefSeq and is a predicted model, not a curated record. Lineage: Eukaryota; Fungi; Ascomycota; Sordariomycetes; Hypocreales; Nectriaceae. The coding region runs from base 1 to 1464 and encodes 487 amino acids.